Molecule: messenger RNA, 599 nt
Organism: Phytophthora nicotianae INRA-310
Lineage: Eukaryota; Oomycota; Peronosporomycetes; Peronosporales; Peronosporaceae
Exons: 1
Coding region: 278-412 (44 amino acids)
Source: RefSeq, a predicted model, not a curated record
GUUACGAAGAGAAGAGUCCACGAUGCCACGUGCCUUCAAACCCUCUCGGGCAAUCCAGAACAGAUCUCGCUCCGCUUCCAAGUCCAUCCCAAGCCACGUGGCAUAUUCCAGCACUUCCUUCUCCGUCGGCUCAUAGUUGGGGUCGAUCUCCUCCUCCAAAACGAUGCUGUCUCCCCCCUCCAUUGCCUCCGUCUUCUCCAAGUAUAAAGUCGUUUCAAGCAAGAUACGCUAAUGACACCCCUUCACGUCCUUUUGGGAUCUCUGUGUCAUUAUAAUAAUGCAGCGUCUCCUCGAGGCUGGGAUCUCUGUGCGAGUGGACAAGAGUGACUUGGUGGAUGACUUGAAGAAAGCGAUCAAGGCGGAGGAGAAGGACAAGUUGAAAAAUGUCGAUACCAACGACUUGCAGCUCUAAUUAACGAAGAAGGCAACGCGUGGUUGACGGAGGCAGACAUGAAAAAAAAAAGGUGUGAAGGAUAGGAAUGGCUUGACACCUUGGACGUUGCGGGAGCACCACUCAACUUGGUUGGCUAUUCAUCACUUCGUCGCUUCCUAUCCCAGAAUAAUUAUUAAGAAAAUAAAUAUUUUAAUUUAACAAAAUC